Molecule: messenger RNA, 1854 nt
Organism: Sturnus vulgaris (Common starling)
Lineage: Eukaryota; Metazoa; Chordata; Aves; Passeriformes; Sturnidae
Gene: CLRN3
Product: clarin 3
Source: RefSeq, a predicted model, not a curated record
UUACCAGAACCACUCUGUGUGCUCGGACAGCGCCGAGGAGGAAUCACCCUCAUGGUAAACGGCAUUAAAGAGAACCAAAUCCUCUGAACUGGGAAAAAAAAAAAACAAAACAGUGCAAAGAUGCCAUCCAGGAAGAAAGCCUCCAUGUUUGCCUCUUCUUUUUGUACCUGUGUGUGCUCCUUCGUGCUGAUCUGCGUGGUGCUGGCCACCCCGCAGUGGGUGAGCAGCCAGGUCCGCUUCUCGGGCACCAUCUCCAACGUCACCAUCAGCCUCAGGUACGGCCUCUUCACAGCUACCUGUGAGCAGUUCGUGGAGGCAGGAAUCCAGGUCACGGAAGACACCUUCCAAGUGGCGGAUGCCCUGGGCAGUGGCAGCAGCAGGAGCCUCAACAUCGCCACCAUCGCCCUGCUGGUGCUGGCCCUGCUCAGCUCCCUGCUCAGCGCCGGCUUCACCUGCACCAACGCCGUCAGCAACCCCUACCAGACAUUCCUGGGAGCCGUGGGAGUCUACACCUGGAAUUCCGCCUGUGGAGUCCUCAUCCUCUUAGCCAUGAUCCUGUUCCCUGUGAAUGUGGAAGGAAACAGGCUGUCUGAAGAUCUGGCCCGUGGAGGAUGUUCCAUCCCUCUGCAGACAGCCCUUGGAUCCAAACACAACUAUGGAUAUUCCUACUGGAUCAUGCUGCUCAUCCUUUUCCUCAACAUUGCUUCUUUCAUCAUCAUCUAUUUCUAUGACCACGCCAGAUAUUCCAAGAAGAAAGAGCAGGAAAGACCCAUUGAAAAUGCACCAAAGGAUGUUAUUCUGUUUUAAGGACACCUUGGACAAGGGGGUGUGAAGGAAAAUGAUUUUAGUGUGGACAGCAAAUUUCUGUUUGCUCUGAACCGUGGGCACACUUCAAUUCCCAGAUUGUUUUGAGGACACAAAACCACUUUUGGGUUUAGCUGCUGUGAUGGGCUGAGCAGGAAGAUCAAAGCCAUUGUUUUAAUUAAAUCCCCACUAGUGUGGGGUUUGGGAUCUGGAGGGACACAGACUGCAAACACCUGGAUCCCUUGGGAUCAGAAAUGGUCCCUGAGCUGCUGCUGCUCCCUUUUCUCCUUGCUCUCCUCAGGGAUCUCCUGCAGGUCUGGAGGCUCCUGGGCACGGGAGCACUUGUGGCCAAAAUCCCUGGAGAGAUGUCACAGCCCUGUGGAGGUGGCACCUGGGGACACAGGCAGUGCUGAGGAAUGCUUGGACUCGAUGGAUUUUCCAACCUGAAUGAUUCAACAAUUCCAUGACAGCAGAGAAAACCCCCUGCCUGCAGGUUAUGAAUGCACAGAAAAUCCCGUUUGACCUUUGAGCAGUGCCAAGAGCAAAGGGCAGAGCCACCCCUGGGGCAGGUGUGCCCAGCCCCUCUCCACUCCUCUCUGCCUGGCACAAAGUGCCCCCAGCUGGGUUAUCAGAGCUGAUUUCUGCCCAGGGCCAUCCCUUUGCCCAGUUUAAGGAGCAUUUCGUGUGCUCACAAGGACUGCAGAACUGCCCAGGAGUGGGGGAACUCCCUUCUCGUUCCUCCCAGGAAUGGCACCUUGGGGCAGAUCCAAAGUGCAAAAUCCUGCUCAGAGCACGUGUGCACCGUGGUCAGAACUGCUGCUCCUUUGCCCCUCACCUCUGCAGCCUGCAGAGACUUUUUUAUUCCUUUAAAAAGAAAAAAAAAACCUCCUUUUCCUUUCCAGUGUGACUUUUCAGUCAUGCUCCAUAUCUGUCCUGUGAUACAAGAGGUGCUUGUGGAGAUAAAAAAGCAUUUUGAAGAGGGGAUGAGGAGACACAAGAGGUGAAUCCUCACUAUUUAUGUCAGAAAAAGAAAGUUUGGAGAUGAAAGCA